Messenger RNA from Anopheles funestus (African malaria mosquito), 5715 nucleotides. RefSeq lists its product as uncharacterized. The record is from RefSeq and is a predicted model, not a curated record. Gene Ontology annotation, molecular function: protein binding. Lineage: Eukaryota; Metazoa; Arthropoda; Insecta; Diptera; Culicidae. The coding region runs from base 221 to 5413 and encodes 1730 amino acids. The transcript is spliced from 2 exons.
GAGCGUGAGCUUUUUCCAAUCAUAACCAAUCGUGUUUAGACCUGGAGCCAGAUGGCCUAAGAUGGCCGGUCUGGUAUCGCUUGCAGUCUUCGACAACAAAACGCAAAGUUUUUGCUAAAAGGUUAUCAAAAGUGAACAUUAAAAAAUUCGCCGUUGCGUCAAAUGUUAUACUGUAAUAGUUUCGUGUGAAUCCGCGACGACUAAAGACAGUGCAUUCAACAUGGCAACAGGGAACAAUCGUAAGGAAACUACGACGCAACUCAAAUCGGAUCACAUACCUAUUACAUCCACCAGUAACUUGCCUACGCCAAGCGUAAGUUACGCCACCGAAACCAUUCGAAAUGGUACUCCCAACCAUAUGUCACUAGCGACGAUGGUUAUGUUACGAGCCUAUGAACUGCAUAAAGACGACGAAGAAUUCAACUUUACGAUCACAAUGAACGAUUCAAAUGACAAACAUUUCGAUGACGUUAUAGUGCAUUACACAUCACCCCAACGCAAAGGAGCAUUGUUUAUAGAAGCGAAAGAUUUGUACCGAUCUGUUAACCAACAUAAACAAAGGAAGGAACAUGUUAUAACGCCGGAAGUCUUAUUUUCCACCAAAGCUGCUGACGAGCCAGAUUCAAUAUCGAAAUAUUUAAUCUCCUUUCUAAAUAUCGAUAAGCAAACUUCGGUUAAGGAACGUAUUAUUACACAGGAAGUCCUAACGACCACCACAGAUCCUGACGACAUCGUUUCCAAGUGUUUUAACUCCUUACAAAAAAUCGAUAAGCAACCUUCAGGUAACGGUGAUCGAUACGUUGUGUUCACUAAUUCGCGGCUCGAUCAUGCAGCUGAAAAAGCCUUCAACGUGCUGGUGCCAGAAAUUAAUGACAUUUUAUCGUUUGCUAGUACGAUGCACUCCAAAUGCUACCAACUUGAUCGAAACAAAUCAGAAAAUCUCCACACAAAACUUUACAACAUGUGCUUGGAAAUGCUAGGACAGCUAAUGGCUUCACAUAUUUACCAUCGCAAGUUAAUCACGCACGAAAAUGUACUUUUUACAAUGUAUGAAAAUUUGAUCAAAAGAUGUGUAGAGCAUGAUUGCGACAAACCGUGCUACCAUUUUACAAAUAACUUUCAGCGUGAUUUGGCUUACGGUUAUAGUAUAUCUACGGUGACAAUAUUUCGACACUCGUUAGAAUCGGCAUAUGAAAAGCUGACGAAUGGGAAUCGUGAUUUGUAUAAAGAUGUGGAAAUAACGAUUGAGAAAACAUUUUUUAAACUCCCCUCAACUACAUCCAUACAUUCUCGUCUGAUACAUGAUCGUUUAACCGACUUUCGCAAAAAGUUCGUACUUGUAUGCUGUCCAACUAGUGCAGAUACAUUAUACACUAAAAUAUUGUGCGAAAUUAGCAAAGCGUUGCCCAAAACGGACGAGAAGUCCAUUUUUAAAGAGCUCCAAGAUAUGCUGACGGAUGCAGUGAAGCACACGACACCAAUCGAUCCACAAUGUGUUCAAAAUGCGUUUACUACUGCAAUGCUGGACAAGAACAUGCUAAAGAUCGCAACUAGGGAAUAUUUGAAAUCACUUAAUGAUCAUUGUUCUUUAUUUAUGAUCAAGCGCGAAUGUUUGAAAAGCACAAGACUAUACACCAGCCUCAAUUAUGAUAAGUCGAGCAAAAUAUUACACUACCGAGGUUCUAGUGAUACAAUGAUCAAUAGGACGAUCGUAGUGAAGACUGUAGCGAUUUUACCAUCCUGUAAGGCUGUAUUUGUCGGCCACAUUAGUCCAGAGAUCAUUCAACACCUUGAACAAAUACUUAUAAAUCCCACCGAUGAAUCUAAGACUGCACGAAUUGUUAUAACUAUAGCCGUCCAAUUAGACAAUGCCACACUUGAACGCAUGAGCUUGCUAAUGGCGUCUAACUGUGCGCAUGGGAAGCGUCUCACCACCGUCAAAAUCAUUUUAUUGGAAAAUUCAACAACAUAUUAUGACGACCCGAUCCUCGUACGUGAUCUCACAAUCAAUUUACGACGGGAAUUGUUCAAACGAUAUGAAGCACUACCGCUGUUUGGAACUCAGACAUCGCUCGGUACAAUGGUUUUGCCAACUGAUUGUUUGGCACACUUAAAGCAUGUACUUAACAUACAGAACGACAAGAAUAAUGUCAACAUCUGCAAACUAAGGUAUGAAAAAAUUAAAUCCUGGUAUAUUCAUCGCACUAUUUGCCGUAGUCAAACUAUUCGCCCAUACUGUAAAGAAAAAUUGUCAACACCCAAUUUCUUGAGCGCCAUAUAUCUACGUAUGAACGCAGAGUACUACAAAUUGGGCUCUUGUUCAUUUACCCAAUUAGAUUCAUUGUAUCGAUUCGAGUGUAGAUAUACAAUGGAAAACACUUUACUAACAAACGACACUUCGAAGCGAGCGAUGGACAGUUGUUAUGAUCUGCGGAAUAAGAGGGAAAAAGUGAAAAUUUUGCUCGAUGAAUCGGGAGCAGGCAAGACAGCAUACUUUAUCUGGCUCGCCUGGCGUAUACAAACGCAAGAUCCAUUGCUGUAUGUGAUUCACUUUAAUGCAGCAAAACAUAGCUCCGCUCUACGGUGGAUUUCGUUGAACCGUUCCAGUACGAUCGAUACUGAGCUUAUAAGAACACUGUUCAAGGUGUUCCUUCUGGCACGUACCGUCCGAAACAUGGGUUCGGACCACUUGUUCACUUUGUCGCUUGAUAUGAGCCAUGCGGAAAGGAGGGAAACAGAUCGUUUAGCGGCUGUGUUUACCUUUGCUGAAGGAAUGGUGGUACUGGAUGAGAUCAUGGCGAACUGUAUGAAACUCACGUCAAUCCAACUAAGCGAGAUACGGCUUUUCCGGGAAAAGCUUAACCGUAAGCAAGUAGUCUUCAUGUUAGAUGGAAUAGACGAGGUACAGCCCACCGACAGAACUUCGGUGCUACAAUUUGCCGAACGUUUGUCACAUUUUGAUGGCGUUCGGGAAUUAUACCUUUCGAAAAGUCAACAAUUUCCAACAAGCGAGAUUACCCUCUUUGCGAAUGUUGAAAUAUAUAAACUAGAACCGUUUACCGGUGUUGAUGCCGUAUUGCUACUACAUCGUUUGCUACUCAAUCGGUUGGAUGCAUAUCGUCAAUGUGGUAGGGAGCAACAAAUGCAGCUAGUACCUUUUCUAUAUUGCUCCAUAGCGAAUACAUUGGGGCAUUGUCACAAUGUGCCACUGUUACUGUACAUGGCAUUUAUUCUCCAUCUUCCGGCGAUAGAACGAUCGGUAGACUUUAAGGGUCAGCGCGUGCAUGGAGGCAUACAUUUGUUCUCAGAAAAGAUUGACUCCAAUCAGCUGAUCGCAACAUUUGUCGAUAAAAAGCUUGCCGUAAGCGCAAUGUCAUUUUUGACAGGUAGGGCAACUACUAACAAGCAUAGCAUGACAAGCAUACUGAAACGUCAACAUGCUUUGUUCGGAUUCUGCACUGUGUUUGAUAAACAGUACACAUAUCGCCUGUUGACCGAUUAUGAACGGAACCAUACAGCGUACCUCACGCAGUAUAUUAACGUAGACAUAAUGAAGGCUGGCUUCGUAACAGCGAAUCACGAUGGUAUGCCAAUGUUUAGCAAACGUAUAUAUGCAGAAUAUUUUGCUGCCUGUUGGUUGUUCGAAAACAGAUCACGCCUUGGUUACAAACACCACGUUAUGUUGCUAGCGAACAUGUUUGCAGAUGAAAGAUUUACAACGAUUCGUAACAUUUUCAACCGAAAAACGAUUGAAGGCUGUGAAGGGACCUAUUUUCACAGUCUAUUGUGUAAUGAUUCGCUCCAACACUAUACCAUUUUUGAUGCAAUCGGGCGUAAUAAAGUAGAGCAUGUCCAUGGUAAAGACGCUACUGCACGAACGCUGCUGCACUGGUUGUCGUCGAUUCUUUCAAAACCCGAUUCUUAUGCUGAGCGUAAUGUAGAAACCAUAUGCGAAAGAAUGUUAGCAACAGCGCCAACACAACAAAUUGAUGCAAAAGACGAACUGUUCGGUUGGAGCGCGUUGGAUUAUGCUUUUUUCAACGAACAAUUCGAUGUUAUGCGUGUUUUAUUAAAAUUCGGAACAAAAGUUAACAUCGACGUUUGGUUGCACCAGUUGCGCACGUACGAUUUAGUGGAGCUAUUGAAUCGAAUGGAUAACCUGGAGAAUUAUCUAGUAAAGAUAACAUACGAUAGUAGAAUCAUUCAGGACAGCGUACUUGCCCGGCAUGUUUUAAGUGCAGUUAGUAGUGGUGUAGUAAAGCACAUACUUUACGAGAAGGAUAUUGACAUCGGCAGGCCGCUGGCAGAACUGGACUGUUUGACCGUAUUGGAGUACUGUGCAAUGCGAGAUCUUUUCAGUCUGUUUGAACAUUUUAUUUCGAUCACCGAUACAUCGGAACAAACUCUUGCCGAUGUUGGCCAACGUCUAUUGGAACUAUCAAUCGAGCACGGUGCGUAUAGAGUAGCAAUGUAUCUCAUGAAACAGUCUGACUCCCAAUGGCAUCACGUGAAUUUACCUAAUAUAUUCAAAAUGGAUUCCGUCUUGUUAUUUGCGAUGGAGCUUAAGAGCAUGAAAUUGUUUCGGUUCUUUUUCAAUAAACUAUGCGAACAGCACAAAUACCCUUGUAUAAAGGAGGAGGACAUUGUUGUAGAAUCGUGCAAAGCUACUAUCGCUUCAGACCUGUCAACUCAUCGAAGUUUAUAUAAAGACUUAUGCUUAUAUGAAGACGAUAGCUGGUGCUUUGUUCACAUAAUUGAAGUACUUCUUGCCACAGCGUUAUACCAGACAAAGUUUCAUAUAAUCAGCUAUAUUGUUCAGAAAAUUAAACUAUCCAUUUCUAGCCGGCUUGUUGCGAAAUUGAUGCGAUCAAAGCUAGAAACAAGAGUACUGCCCGAAGCGUCAUGGUCCAUACUCAACUAUCUGCUUUGUAGAACAAAUGAUUUGCACAGUGUUGAUGACAAAGGAAAUACUUUAUUCGACUAUGCCAUCAGGUGUGAAUGUGUCGUCAUGAUACAAUGUUUGCUCGUCAGGGGGUUGGACCCAAAAAAGCAUUACGCAUUUCACAAACUUGCUUGGACGGAUAACGAACAACGUGCGAUCGAUAUAUUUCAACAGUUGCUACCAUACUGCUCCAUCCAUGACUGUUAUGCUCCGGAUGAGAAUGGCUACAAUGUGUGCGAAAAUGCUAUACUGAGCAAAAAUUUCAGAAUAGCAAGAAUGGUGAUCCAUAAGAAAGCUUACUACGCCGCAACGGAAGAUCGAGUGUCUGUAGUGCUUAAUAGCUUUAUGGGGUUGUUGAAAAAACGAAAAUUUGAACCAAUUUUUGAUUUUUUUACAUCCUCAUACGAACAUGCAGAUGAUGGUUGGAAGGAUGUAUAUGCAGUUAUUCGCCGUCAAGUACCGAUUGUAUAAGAUGCACUAAUUAAACUGAAAUUUCAAGAAACGUAACUACAUGGAUGAACGAAAUGAGGUAUGUAAGAAACAGGCGAGCUAAUUACUAAGAGAUGUAACGUGUAUUAAAGCUAUUGUUUAAAAUUAUUAUUAACAAUACGUGCGCUAUUAAAGGUUACAAAACAUCAACUAACAAAACCGCUUUCGAAGCAUUUCACUGUUAUUUACACAUUUCUAAUGCGAUGCUUUUUACAUAGAGCAUACGUUGCUGGACGUUCGGUUCUUAAAAGUUAGCCGCUUAAAUAAACGUUUAACAUAAUCAA